AUGCGUCUCAGCUAUAUCGCCCGCCGAGUGCAAUGCGCUUCCCGCCCCCGAACCUUGAACCUGUGCAGCCGACGAAACUACGCAGUGCAACAACCUGGCGCCCCUAGCAUCUCGGUCUUUUCAAACGAAGCCAAGCAGCAGCAACGCUCUCGAGCCGCCGCCGACAUUGAGGAAUCAAGAGCCACGGAUUAUCUGAGAGAUGAGGUCGCCACGCGGCUGACUGGCCGUCUCCUUGACAUCAACCGCAAUUUUGACAAAGUCCUAGACUUCGGUGCCAAUUCCUGCAACAUCGCUCGAGUCCUCACAUUACCCGACCCUGAUCAGGACUCUGCCAGACCAGUUUCGGAGCCUUUGAGCUCAAAGAUCGGCCAUCUGACAUGUGCCGACUCCAGCGAGGCCAUGCUGCAUCGCGACCAAAACGAGCCUUUCAACAACGACAUCUCCCUUACACGCCAUAUCCUCCAGAACCCAGAGACUCUCCCCUUCGAAGCCAAUUCCUUCGAUCUGGUCCUCUCAUCCAUGAGCUUACACUGGAUCAACGAUCUGCCGUCUGUCCUUUCUCAGAUCAACAACGUUCUCAAACCCGAUGCCCCUUUCAUUGCCGCCAUGUCUGGCGGUGACAGCUUGUUCGAACUGCGUGGCUCUUUACAGCUCGCCGAGCAGGAGCGUCUAGGAGGUAUCGGUACUCACGUCUCACCACUUGCUGACGUUCGUGACGUCGGUAAUCUCCUUACCCGCGCCGGCUUCAAGCUACUUACAGUUGAUGUCGACGACAUCAUCGUCGACUACCCUAGCACAAUGCACUUGAUGCGUGAUCUUCAAGCCAUGGGCGAGUCAAAUGCUGCAUUGAAGCGCACUCCUGGACCUAUAUCAAGAGACGUUCUGCUGGCCACUGAGGCAAUCUACAAAGAACUGUAUGGAAAUGAGGAUGGUAGCAUCCCUGCUACAUUCAGAACCAUUUACAUGAUCGGCUGGAAAGAAGGCGCAAACCAGCCAAAACCGCUAGAAAGAGGCACUGGAGAGAUCAACAUCAAGGAUAUACUUGAAGGUGGUGGUUCCUACAACGGAUAA
This is a messenger RNA of Aureobasidium namibiae CBS 147.97, 1071 nucleotides long. RefSeq names its product S-adenosyl-L-methionine-dependent methyltransferase. NCBI's taxonomy places the organism in Eukaryota, Fungi, Ascomycota, Dothideomycetes, Dothideales, Saccotheciaceae. Bases 1 to 1071 code for a protein of 356 amino acids. Gene Ontology annotation, molecular function: S-adenosylmethionine-dependent methyltransferase activity. Gene Ontology annotation, cellular component: mitochondrion. The record is from RefSeq and is a predicted model, not a curated record. Gene Ontology annotation, biological process: mitochondrial respiratory chain complex I assembly. The transcript has a single exon.